Messenger RNA from Xyrauchen texanus (razorback sucker), 1116 nucleotides. Its product is annotated as neuromedin-K receptor-like. Gene Ontology annotation, cellular component: plasma membrane; sperm midpiece. The record is from RefSeq and is a predicted model, not a curated record. The coding region runs from base 1 to 1116 and encodes 371 amino acids. Gene Ontology annotation, biological process: positive regulation of flagellated sperm motility; G protein-coupled receptor signaling pathway. NCBI's taxonomy places the organism in Eukaryota, Metazoa, Chordata, Actinopteri, Cypriniformes, Catostomidae. The transcript has 5 exons. Gene Ontology annotation, molecular function: substance K receptor activity.
AUGGAUACUACUUUGGAUCCCCUUUCAACAUCUUUUCUUUACGACGAGGAGGAUGGAAACGAGACUUCCACCAAUCUUUUCGAGCAACCUGACUGGCAAGUGGCACUCUGGGCGAUUGCAUAUACUUUAAUCGUAAUCGUGUCCAUCGUUGGGAAUGUCACUGUUAUUUGGAUCAUUGUGGUACAUAAACGAAUGAGGACAGUGACCAACUACUUUAUUGUUAAUCUCGCCUUUUCUGAUGCGUCAAUGGCAACUUUUAACACGGUCUUCAAUUUCGUGUAUGCUUUGCACAAUGACUGGUAUUUUGGUUUAGGAUACUGUAAAUUUCAAAACUUCUUUCCAAUAACAGCUAUGUUUUCAAGCAUUUAUUCAAUGGCAGCUAUUGCUGUUGACAGAUAUAUGGCGAUAAUCCACCCCAUGAAGCCCAGGCUCUCCUCCACCACUACUAGAGUUCUGAUCGGCAUAAUCUGGACUGUGGCAUUUUCACUGGCUUUCCCCCAAUGUUAUUACGCCAGUACCAAGUUCUUUUUCCCCCGGACUGUCUGUAUGGUAGAAUGGCCUGACGAUUAUGGAGGAAAACAUCAGCUCUCGUAUCAGAUUGCUGUGAUUAUCCUGAUCUACUUGCUCCCUCUGCUGGUGAUGUUGGUGACCUAUAGUCUGGUGGGCCAGAAGCUGUGGGGCAGUAAGAUCCCAGGAGAAGCAUCAGACCACUACCAGAACCAGAUCCAGGCUAAACGCAAGGUUGUGAAGAUGAUGAUAGUGGUGGUGACGACCUUUGCAAUAUGUUGGCUCCCGUACCACAUCUACUUCAUUCUGGGGAGCUUCAACAGGGAUAUAUACAAGCAGCACUAUAUCCAGCAGGUCUAUUUGUCCAUCUUCUGGCUGGCCAUGAGUUCCACUAUGUAUAACCCCAUCAUCUACUGCUGUCUGAACCAAAGAUUCCGCUCAGGUUUCUGCAAAGCAUUCCAGUGGUGCCCCUUCAUCAAGAUUUCUGAGGAGGACAACAUGGAGCUGCAACACAUGAGAACUUUCCAUAUGAGACGUAGUUAUCGUACCGAGACCACCAGCGUGGUGGUCCAUAACCAUAUCGAUGGUGAGAUGGGAAGGGAAAGAUAG